CGCGCCCGCGCACGGACACGCCGCGCGAGUCGCCGCGAACGACGCGACCAUGGCGGCCAUGCAGUACAACUUCAAGAAGAUAACACACGUCCCGACCGCGAAAGACUUCAUCGACGUCGUUUUAUCGCGCACGCAGAGGCAAACCCCCACGGUCGUCCACCGCGGGUACGCGAUAACGCGGAUCCGCGCCUUCUACAUGCGAAAAGUGAAAUUCACGCAGACGUCGUGGAACGAAAAGCUGACGCGCAUCUUGGAAGACUUCCCGCGCGUGGACGACAUCCACCCCUUCUACAGCGACCUCCUCAACGUCCUGUACGACAAGGACCACUACAAGCUCGCGCUCGGGCAGUUGAACACGGCGAAGAACAUCAUCGACAAGAUCGCGAAAGACUACGUCAAACUCCUCAAGUACGGCGACUCUCUGUACCGGUGUAAGCAGCUCAAACGCGCCGCGCUCGGGCGCAUGUGCACGAUCAUGAAGAAGCACGCGGCGUCGUUGGCGUACUUGGAGCAGGUGAGGCAGCACAUGUCGCGCCUGCCGUCGAUAGACCCGAACACGCGGACGAUCUUGGUGUGCGGCUAUCCGAACGUCGGGAAGAGCUCGUUCAUGAACAAAGUCACGCGCGCGGACGUGGAAGUGCAGCCGUACGCGUUCACGACCAAGUCCAUCUACGUCGGGCACACGGACUACAAGUACUUGCGGUGGCAGGUGCUGGACACGCCGGGUAUUCUCGACCGACCGCUGGAGGAGCGGAACACGAUCGAGAUGCAGUCGAUCACCGCGAUGGCGCACUUACGCGCGGUGGUGUUAUACAUCGUCGACGCGAGCGAGCAGUGCGGGUUCACGAUCAAGCAGCAGGCGGACCUGUUCCACUCGAUCAAGCCGCUCUUCUCGAACAAGCCGCUGGUGAUCGCGAUCAACAAGGUGGAUCAACGUCGGUUGGAGGAUUUGAAACCGGAAGACGCGGCGCUCGUCGAAGGCAUGCGCGCGGCGACGCGAGGCCCCGCGGCGUUGCAGCUCGGCGACGACGAAGAGCUCCCGUGCAUGUCCACGCUGAGCGAAGAGGGCGUCAUGGACGUGAAGCGCGUGUGCUGCGAUAAGCUCCUCGCCGCGCGAGUGGAGCAGAAGCUCGCGUCGCGCAGAGCCGGGGAGGUUCUCAACCGUCUGCACGUCGCGAUGCCGAAGCCGCGCGACUCGAGGUCGCGCCCGGCGGUGAUACCGCACAGCGUCGCGAUCAACCGCGCGAAGAAGGCGUCGGGCGAGUUGCCGCCGAUGAUCACCGAGAAGAUGCUCCAGGAGGAGAACGGCGGCGCUGGGGUGUACAGCGCGGAUCUUCGUAAAAACUACCUUCUGGACGACGACGACUGGAAAUACGACAUCGUUCCGGAGAUUUACAACGGGAAGAACGUCAGCGACUUCAUCGACCCGGAGAUCGAAGAGAAGCUCGCGGAGCUCGAGCGCGAGGAGGAAGAGCUCGAGGCGGCGUGGGAGCGGGAGAAGGCGGAGGAGGAGAUGGAGGCGGAGAGCGACAUGGACGAGGACGACAAGGAGCUCCUGAAGCGACUUAGAAGCAAGAAGGCGACGAUGAUCGCGGAGCACCGAAGGAAAAAGUCCGCGGGCAACAACGCGGCCAACAUGCCGAGGACCGCGGACCCGGAAAGGCGCGCGACGACGACGCGGAUGAAGCAAUCGCUCGGCGAGAUGGGCAUCGACGCCAGCCUCGCGGUGAAACGCGCGCGAGAGCGGAGCGCGUCCCGCGUCGGAAGAAAGCGCGAGCGGUCGACGGCGGCGAUGGACGACGCGGAGGACAUGGACGCGGAAGAUGGGGAAGGCGAGAAGAAGCGCGCGCACAGCAGCAAGUCGCGCAGCGUCUCCGUCGCGCGGCGGACGGCGCGCGCGGACAAGUCGCCGGGGAGCGGGUUGCGGAACGACGACGAGAGGAUGCGCGCGCAAAAGCUGGCAGACAAGGCGCAGAGGAAGGCGAACAAGCGCGCGAAGAUUGGCGAGGCGGACCGCCAGAUCAUCACGAAGAUGCCGAAGCAUCUGUUCAGCGGGAAGAGAGGGAUCGGGAAGACGGACCGCCGGUAGACGAGGCGGCGAACGACCCGACCGCGACGACGAGGUUACGCGUAAGGUUAGUUUUGUUUGUAAGAGGAGAACGAGAAGAGCAGAGCUCUCUUCAUC
Messenger RNA from Micromonas pusilla CCMP1545, 2185 nucleotides. RefSeq lists its product as uncharacterized. Gene Ontology annotation, cellular component: nucleolus. Lineage: Eukaryota; Viridiplantae; Chlorophyta; Mamiellophyceae; Mamiellales; Mamiellaceae. Gene Ontology annotation, biological process: ribosomal large subunit biogenesis. Gene Ontology annotation, molecular function: GTPase activity; GTP binding; RNA binding. Bases 50 to 2089 code for a protein of 679 amino acids. The transcript is spliced from 2 exons. The record is from RefSeq and is a predicted model, not a curated record.